This is a messenger RNA of Microbotryum saponariae, 1029 nucleotides long. Lineage: Eukaryota; Fungi; Basidiomycota; Microbotryomycetes; Microbotryales; Microbotryaceae. The record is from the annotation of a GenBank genome assembly.
AUGUCUUCCCCACCUCUCCCACAAAUCAAAGGUAUCCUCUUCGACAUGGACGGGCUCUUGAUCGAUUCCGAACGUAUCUACACCCAAGUCUCGAACCAAGUCCUCGCUCCGUACGGUAAAGAACUGACCUGGGAGAUCAAAGCUGGGAUCAUGGGACGGCCCGCUUUGGACGCAGCGACCUAUCUCGUCAAAGCGACGGGGAUGGAGCUGGAACCGCAAGUCUUGUUGGAGUUGAUGGAUGCCAAGGUGCAGGAGGCGUUUGCAAAGGUACAACCUUUGCCGGGGGCGGUCAAGUUGGUCAGUUGAGGUGACUGCGAAUUGGCGUCCUGAAUUGAGUGGUGAUGAAGGAGCUGAUUCGUGCGCUCGUCAACCUGGCAGGUGCAACAUCUUGAAAAGCACGGUAUUCCCAUCGCUGCAAGUCACUACGCCCUGCAUCUUCCUCCCCGUUCCGUGAAUGUCCACUCAAACCCCACUCUCACCCGUCCCAGAUCGCAACCGGAUCCAAAGCCAAAAACAUGGCCAUCAAGUCGACUCAUCUCCCCCACCUCUUCGAACCUUUCCGAACAAGAAUCAUGGUGGGCGAUGAUCCUUGCUUGCAAGGUACGUCAUAUCCUCCCUCUCCGAGAUCGUUCCGAAAAAACCUGAUCUGAUCUUCCGCCCGCAUCCCCCAUCAGGGAAAGGCAAACCCGACCCUACCAUCUUUAUCGAGGCCGCGAAGCGACAUUUGGGCUUUGAUUGCGACGAGUCCAGAUCCAGAGUGUUGGUAUUCGAAGAUGGACCACCGGGGGUCAGAGCAGCGAAAUCUGCUGGGAUGCCAGGUCAGUUCCAGAGUUUGACGAACAAAGUGCUCUACGAACUUUCGGGGUGGGUAGAACUUGAUCUUUCCCUUUUUUCUUUGACCUGGCAGUGGUCUGGGUCCCCGAUCCGCAAUUACUCAAAACGAUGGGUGAUCACGACCUAGACCCGACGCAGAUCCUCAACUCGUUGGUAGAUUUCGUCCCUGAAGAAUGGGGGUUACCUCCUUAUUGA